Messenger RNA from Candidula unifasciata, 190 nucleotides. The record is from the annotation of a GenBank genome assembly. Lineage: Eukaryota; Metazoa; Mollusca; Gastropoda; Stylommatophora; Geomitridae.
CAAAGACAUCAAAGAAAUCUUUUCCUUUGACUGUAGACAUAUUUUUUCUUAAUAAAUUGAAAGCUUCCUUAAUUCCUAUUAUUAAGUUAGUCGAAGAGGAACAGCGAUUUGCUGUUUCUAUGAUUUCUUCAGUGCUCAAUCCAGGAUGCAUACAAGACAACCAGUACUUAAAAAGCACUUAUAUACUUGU